Molecule: messenger RNA, 2824 nt
Organism: Gadus chalcogrammus (walleye pollock)
Lineage: Eukaryota; Metazoa; Chordata; Actinopteri; Gadiformes; Gadidae
Product: polyhomeotic-like protein 1
Exons: 15
Coding region: 1-2547 (848 amino acids)
Cellular component (GO): PRC1 complex; nucleus
Molecular function (GO): protein binding; zinc ion binding
Source: RefSeq, a predicted model, not a curated record
AUGGAGACGGACGGGGAGCCCAGCCAGCAGCCCGCCCCCCCCGCUGGGGGCGCGCUGUCCGGGUCCGCCGCGAGACCCUCACCCAUGAACUCCAUGUCGCUGUACGAGAGACAGGCCGUACAGGCACUGCAGGCCCUGCAGAGACAGCCCAACGCCGCCCAGUACUUCCAGCAGCUGAUGCUGCAGCAGCAGAUCAACAACGCCCAGCUCCACAGCCUGCAGCAGGCCGGUCUAGCUGCUGGUCGUCAGUCCAGUCCUUCCAGUAGCUCCUCCCCCCUCACUACCACAUCAUCCAGUGUUCCCAUUUCAGGGGGCGGGGCCAUCACCAGCUCACGCCCUAUUGGUCAAGGCCCGUCAGCCACGUCAACCAUCAGCCAAUCGGUGGUGCUCAGUGGGACGGCCGGGAGGCAGGGCCAGAUGUACCUGAGGGUAAACCGGUCGCUCCGGGCGCCCAUCUCCUCCCAGCUCAUCUUCAUGCCUGGUAACACGGCAACCGUGGCAACCGUUACCCAGCAACCCCAGGCUCAGCAACAACCCAUUAAGGAAGUGAUGGCCACUUCCUCCUUUGGCAUCCAAUCAGACAACAACCAGGUCCAGAACCUGGCUCUGAGAGGACCCUCAGACCCUAAGGGUCCCGGGGUGAAGGCCGAGACCUUCGAGAAAAUCGACUCAGUCCCUCACGGUGGGGCCCAGCCCCUCCCCCAGCCUCCCCUCCUCCUCCACGGCCCGCGCUCCGUCUCCACGGUGACCGCCACUGCCACGGCAACCCACCUCCUGGUGCCUCCGCCCCCCCCACACGGUUACCAGACGACCCUGAAGCCGGGGGCGGGGGCCCUGAAGCCGGGGACGGGGGCCCAGACCCUGGUGGUGCAGCCCCUGCAGAAGGCCUCCCUGGGCCCCGAGAAGCCCCUCCCCAUCCAGUCCAAGGGCCCGCAGGGGGUCCGGCCCCCCCUCCAGCUGCCCUCACGCACGCCGCCGCCCAUCCGCCCCGCCCCGGCCCCGCCCUCCUCCCUGGCCACGCCCCCGGCGGCCCCGCCCCACAUCCCAGUGCAGAUCGUGGGCGCCCGGCAGAGCUCGCUGGGCAGCUCGCUGGCCCAGGCCCGGGGGGGGGGGCCGGGGGGCCGGGGGGUGGCGGGGGGGCCCCUGCUCACCGUGGUGGCGGCCAUCGCCUUGCGUGAGGGCGGGGUCACGGCGUGCCGAGGGGCGGGGCUUAAGGCACUCCAGUCACCGCAGGAAGUGGCGCCGUUGGCCCGCGUCACUCACGUCCACCCCCAGGCCAAUCAGAGCGGGGGGCGGGGCCAGAACGGAGUCCUGACCCCCGGCUCCUCCUCCUCCUCCCAGCCGGUGGGCGCUUCCUCUUCCUCCUCCUCUGCUCUUCCUCCUCCGUCGUCCUCCUCGCAGCUGCGUCCAUCUGCGACCCUUCCCCAGGCGCCCGGCGACCAGAGGGGAGCGUUGCCAGGGGUGACUGCCAAUGGCAGUGCGGCGGGAGGUCACGGCACACAGGGGAGGCAGACGACUGGAUCGUUGAAGAGGAAGUCUGAAUCCAGCUCGGCCAAUGGGGAGGAAGGCCCUGCCCCGGCGCGGCUCCAACCAAUCAGAGAUCUUCCGUCAGCGCUCUCGACCGCUGCCGUUGAAGCAGGCCCUGGUUUGAAUCCCCCCGCCCCCUCCCUGCCGCUGUCCAUCACCCGGGUGGGCGUCGGCCAGCUGGAGAAGGCCCCGCCCCCCCAGGCUGUGGUGAAGCCCCAGGUGCUUACUCACCUCAUCGAGGGCUUCGUCAUACAGGAAGGGGCGGAGCCAUUCCCGGUAUGUGGACCAGUGAAGGAACCAGCGGGGGAGGGAUUGACCAGUGACUUUCCAGACGUCAACAGCCAAUCAGACACAGUAACCACAGCAACAGUGUUGAAGUGUGAGUACUGCGGCAGUCUGGCCCCCGCCCGCCAGUUCAGAGGAACCCGCCGCUUCUGCUCCAUGUCCUGCGCCAAGAGGUACAACGUCAGCUUCCGCCUGAAACACAGCCAGGGUCAAGGCCAGGGUCAAGGUCGCCAUCAUCACCCCCAAGGUCACCACUCGGACGGGGAAGGAGUGGUUGCUAGGAGACGGGUCCCCCACAGGACCAGCUCGGAGAUCGCCAGCGCACGGAUUGCUGGCCGCGCCCUACCUGCCCAGUGCCGCUCAGAGUCUAGCCAAUCAGACGACGGUUCCAGCAUCGACGAGGAAGAAGAUGACGAGGACGAAGAUGAGGAAGAUGAACAUGAUGAGCCCAUGUCACUAUCUCCCGCCAACUCUCCUUCCUGCACACAGGCCCCGCCCCCUCCUCCACUCCCAUUGGACGGCCCUGCUAGCCCCGCCCACUGGAGUGUGGAGGAAGUGUCUCAGUUCAUUUCCUCUCUGCAAGGCUGUGAGGAGUUGAGCUCACACUUCCUGUCCCAGGAGAUUGACGGACAGGCGCUCCUGCUACUCAGAGAGGAACACCUCAUGUCCACCAUGAACAUCAAGCUAGGUCCCGCCCUCAAGAUCUGCGCCCACAUUAACACUCUCAGAGACUGACACCGGAUUGGUCCAGACUCCCCGGUCCUCGGCCAAUCCCAUUGUGCUGCGGUCCACAGGAAGUGGGCUGCACGACGGCGCCACGUCCUGAUUCACACGGCGAGUAAAACGCAGAUGGCUUCCUUCUUUCUUUUAAGUAAACGUAGGAUACUUUCAAAAAAACCCGCUCCUCCUCCUCCGGCGGUCCUACCCCUGGUAGGAAACGAUCUGGAGGGUUCCCCUCCGUUACGUCCCUCACUUCCUGUUGUGGAAGUCCCCCUGCGGUCUGUAGCUCUAA